UGCCAACUACAAAAGUCCCUCGUGUGGCUCCUCCAACUUAGAUAGGUCAUGCUAUAGUUCGCACGCAAGAUAUCAUUCUCAGAGACCCUCUUGUCGGACCCUGAGUAUCGCCAAAUCAUCCUCAUCCAGCAUCCCCGCAAUGCGCGCUCCGUCUCCGCUCCUGCGGAGCCUGCGAUCCAAACCAUCCGCCCUUCCCUCACGUUGUCUCCUCGCGCGACAACGCCCAACCAGGUCACCCUUUCUAUCAACCUCCAGAUACAUUGCUAGCUACACGCAUCCUCACCAUGCAUCCGCUAUUUCGGUCCUUCCCACAACAGUGGACACCUCGUCUGCAGACUUCAAGGACAAUGCCCAGCAAAUGCAGGAGCUCCUCGACCGAAUGAACAAUCUCCACAGUACCAUCUCCCAAGGAGGUCCGCAAAAAGCAAGAGACAAGCAUCUCGCCCGAGGAAAGAUGCUUCCCCGCGAUCGAGUCACGGCCUUGAUCGACCCAGGAACGUCCUUCCUGGAACUCUCCCCCCUCGCAGGCCAUGAAGUCUACUCCGACGACGUCCCCGCAGGAGGCAUCAUCACAGGGAUCGGAACAGUCGAAGGAGUCAACUGUAUGAUUGUGGCCAAUGACAGCACUGUCAAGGGAGGCACAUACUACCCCAUCACUGUCAAAAAGCAUCUCCGCGCACAGGCAAUUGCUCAAGAGAACAAACUCCCUUGCCUCUACCUCGUCGAUUCCGGCGGUGCGAAUCUCCCCCACCAAGCAGACGUCUUCCCAGAUAAAGAACACUUUGGCCGCAUCUUCUUUAACCAGGCUCGCAUGAGCUCUCUGGGCAUUCCCCAGAUAUCCGUGGUUAUGGGUCCCUGCACCGCCGGAGGAGCAUACGUUCCCGCUAUGAGCGACGAGACUAUCAUCGUUGAGAACCAGGGCACCAUCUUCCUGGCUGGCCCUCCUCUCGUCAAAGCUGCCACAGGCGAGGAAGUCUCCGCCGAAGACCUCGGCGGGGGUCACCUUCACAGCACAAUCUCAGGCGUAACAGACUAUCUUGCCGUCGACGACGCGCACGCCAUCAUCCUCGCCCGCAGAUCCAUUUCCAACCUCAACUAUCCCAAAACGAAUCUUCCACUUCAAAAUCUCCCCAGCGAUGCCAUUAAAGAGCCUCUGUAUGACCCAGCAGAACUGAACGGAAUCGUGGGUACUAACCUUCGUCGCCAAAUCCCCGUCCACGAAGUCAUCGCCCGUAUUGUCGACGGCAGUGAGUUUGCCGAAUUCAAGCGUGACUAUGGCACCACCCUCGUCACCGGUUUUGCUCGUAUCUUUGGGCAUCAGGUCGGCAUUGUUGCCAACAACGGGAUCCUAUUCUCGGAAUCCUCUCUGAAAGGCGCACACUUCAUCGAGCUCUGCGCACAGCGCAAGAUCCCCCUGGUCUUCCUUCAGAACAUCUCCGGCUUCAUGGUCGGCGCGGAUGCGGAGAAGGGCGGAAUCGCAAAGAACGGUGCGAAGCUCGUCACAGCUGUGGCGUGCGCAGACGUCCCUAAAUUCACAGUCGUCUUUGGUUCCAGCGCCGGCGCAGGCAACUAUGGAAUGUGUGGCCGCGCCUACUCUCCUCGGUUCUUGUUUAUGUGGCCCAACGCCAAAAUCGGCGUCAUGGGCUCCGAGCAACUCUCCGCUGUCAUGGAAGCUGUAGGCCGGACGGCGGAUCCGGACCUGAAGGCUCGGAUCGAUCGCGAGUCGGAGGCGGUCUUUUCGUCUGCUAGACUGUGGGAUGAUGGGGUUAUUCCUCCUGCGCAGACGAGACGGUUCCUGGGUCUGGGGUUGGCGGCUGCUGUGGGCGGAAAGGUAGAUGAUGUGCAGACUCGGUUUGGAGUGUUCCGGAUGUGAGGUAUUUUAUACAAGUGAUGGCAUAGCCACAGGAACACUUGGUGGAGUGGUUUGCAUUUUGAACUUUUAUUAGCUAGUGAGUUAUUAGCACCUACGGUUCCCAUGGAUGAGAAACAUACUCGCGAGAUGUGGUUCGCUCUAGCCAAUCAUGUGCGCUUCUAACCACGUUGAUUGAAAAGAACUCCUUCCACGGUUCAACUUGAUAAUCGACAGCAUCGGAUACAAUAAAAAUUGUUUCCAGUAUUAUAUCUGGCCAACAUGUCUGUCCACAGGUGCCUUUGUAUGGGUUCUGCUGUAUUGAUGAUCUCUCUGCAUCCCCUCUAUCGACCUGACAGGAAAUGUGGAGACCAAACCUGCUUAUCCUCAAUCCUAAUGAUACUAAGAUUUACAAGAGCAUUUGGCCAAUCUGUUUGGCCUCCGCAAAGUGUAC
Molecule: messenger RNA, 2303 nt
Organism: Aspergillus ibericus CBS 121593
Lineage: Eukaryota; Fungi; Ascomycota; Eurotiomycetes; Eurotiales; Aspergillaceae
Product: putative 3-methylcrotonyl-CoA carboxylase, beta subunit (MccB)
Exons: 2
Coding region: 140-1873 (577 amino acids)
Biological process (GO): L-leucine catabolic process
Cellular component (GO): methylcrotonoyl-CoA carboxylase complex; mitochondrion
Molecular function (GO): methylcrotonoyl-CoA carboxylase activity
Source: RefSeq, a predicted model, not a curated record